CGAUCGGUCGAACCGGUUCGCCUUUACGACGAAACCAACAGCCGCCUCAAGAGUCGUGCCGGUGACGCACCGUCGUCGUCGUUCGGGGCCUGUUCAAGAACCUGUGCACUGCGUAUCCCGGUUAAGUGUCGACGAUAAUCCACGUGCGAGCACAUGGAACCCACCACUGUCCGAUUUUCGAGGUGCACCGGUCCUAGCGUCGAUCGAACCAAGCAGGAAGGACACCAGGUGGAAGGACAGCGAUCGAAGAAGAAGAAGAAGAAGAAGAAGAAGAAGAAGAAGAAGAAGACAGUUUGGAUGAAAGGAAGGAAGGGAAGAGCGUGUAACGCUAUCAGAAGAUACUCCAACUCUGGCCUGAAUCACGCACCAGGAAGUGGGAAAUCGGAGGUCAAACGAUUUAAAAUCACGACGAGCCUUUUAUUAACGAUCACCCUGGCAGUUCCCGCUCGAGAAUCACCAUAUUCGACGGACCUAACCCUGGACCAGGUUUCCAGCAGCCUGUUUACGUAUCCGACACGUGAUCGCUCCGUUCACUUCCGUCACUUCCAAGAACGUUUUCGCGACUCUUGUCUAUUUUCCCUACAGGGUGUUGCGAGUAAUCGUUUCUGGUGAUGAGUUUCACCACAGAAAAACGAGAAAACAUCGUUAUAUUUUUAAACAGAGCUCGAAGAAACUCAUGGGAGGGGUUCGACCUUUGAAGUCUCAUCGAGAUCAAGAAGUAAUGGAACAUCUUUGAGGAAGUGGCAUGAGUAUCUUUGGACAAGUGGUGGGGGUGUUCGAGGUCUCAAGGGAAGAAAAGAUGUUUCCACCCCCUUUCGUCGCCGGUUGCCCUGAGGAAACGAGCCAAGCAUUUUAUCUUCCGAUCGUCGAGCCUCUGGUGGCCCUGAGAGUGCAGCGGGUCAUCGCGAACAAUGUCCCAGGGUGAAUAAUUUCGCGAGAAUAACAUGGACGACGGAAAAACACGAGGGCCAGCUGCUGCGAGCGCGUUGACUCCUUUGACUCACGACGCCGGCGACCGGACGCCGAAGGACCUUGAAGAGGGAACAGGAACUCCGCGAGCUCCGCGCCAAGGCGAGCCAGAAGUUUCUUUGUCUCUAACUCUUCUGGCGCGUUAACAGCGCUCUCGUAAACCCAUCGCGAUUGUUGAUAAGCGUCCGAUCGGGGACCACUUAACAUUCUGCCAGAGUUACUCGCUCUUUUUGAGGCCAAAGUGAUUGGAGUGUUGGAUGAAAGUAGUUUGAGUACUGGUGGAGAUGUUGAGUGUUGAAGUAGCUGAGUAUUGGAGCAGGUGAGUAUUUGAGUGGUUGAGUAUUGGAAAUGAAAGUGCACGAAGUUUGGAAAACUUUGCACAUCCACUCAGCAAAUAAUCACACCUCCCGACAUAAGUGUAUACUUAUCCUCUCGUUUUCUCCUUCGACUUAUGUUCUUCCGUAUUGUGUAUAGACUUUUGUUUCGCAACGACUACGAUCAUUGUCAUUACGCGUACGAAGAGAAGUCAGUUUGCGAAUACAAAGGACAGUAACUUCUACUUGUAGUCGCUAAAAAAAGCAUACUCCGUCCGCUUCACGAAUAUAAAUUCAUCUAUGUUAUCAGUACAUAAAAGUAAACACUUGUCCCGUAUAAUCUUGUUUUCGAGUCACAAUUUUAAUUAUGCAAUCGCUCACCGUUCCUUAUCAAUUAUUUACGGAAAAUCCUGUGGAAAAUAUUGGAACUUACUCCCAACAAGAUUGAUAAUUAUAAUGAGUCACCGCGAGGUGUGAAAAACUGGCUUAUGAAUAGUCAAUAAGAUCACACCAUGCUACAUUAGACAAUGGUGACGUUUUAUAACCGUUUUUACUGCGCUUUACGUAUCACGACCUUUGGUAUUUCUUGUUUUAUUUGCUUUUAUCUUCGCGUAUAUACUCCGGUACAUUUGCUUA
Hylaeus volcanicus is the source of this 1919-nucleotide messenger RNA. RefSeq lists its product as uncharacterized. The record is from RefSeq and is a predicted model, not a curated record. The transcript has 4 exons. NCBI's taxonomy places the organism in Eukaryota, Metazoa, Arthropoda, Insecta, Hymenoptera, Colletidae. Bases 154 to 612 code for a protein of 152 amino acids.